Molecule: messenger RNA, 3838 nt
Organism: Manis pentadactyla (Chinese pangolin)
Lineage: Eukaryota; Metazoa; Chordata; Mammalia; Pholidota; Manidae
Gene: CBARP
Product: CACN subunit beta associated regulatory protein
Exons: 10
Coding region: 1070-3268 (732 amino acids)
Biological process (GO): negative regulation of voltage-gated calcium channel activity; negative regulation of calcium ion-dependent exocytosis
Cellular component (GO): secretory granule; plasma membrane
Molecular function (GO): transmembrane transporter binding
Source: RefSeq, a predicted model, not a curated record
GAUAGUGCUCCGAGCAUAAGGGAAGAACGGGGGGAGACAUGUGUCUGAACCCCUGGGCUGUGCACCCUGGGGGACCCCACGUUGGGGUAAACGAAGGAGUCAGUGCACCCCAGGACCCCCGGCUGGGGGGGAGUCGCGAACCGCAAGACCCCUUCCUUGGUUCCCGGUUCCUGGGGACCCCCGGGAAGAGCCCGGAGUAGUGCCGCAGGGGCCGGGGGCGGAGACUCCGCCGCUACGGGAGAGGAGGCUCCGCAUGGGGAGGGGGCGCCUGGAGGACAAGCUCCGCCCCCCGCCCCCGCCGGAAGGUAAAGGGAGGCGGUGGCCGGCGCUCGGCGAGCCAGACCGGCAGCGCACGCAGCGGGGGCGACCGGCGGGGACCGGGUGGCACCGAGCGAGUCGGAGCGGGCUCGCCGCCAACGCGGUCACGUGCGCGCCCCUCCUCUCCUCUGUCCUCCCCCGCGCGCAGCGCUCUCCAUUCAUAAAUUCUCCGCCUGAUCCGCGGCCACCGGGCGCGGGAGCCAGCCGGGAGCGCCGCGCAGCCGCCCGGCCGUCGCUCAUGGGUCGCGCGCCCCGGCGCUGAGCAGCGCUCAGCCGAGGGGGACCUGUACCUUCCCGAAUCGUGACCCGGCGGUCCCCGCGCUCAGCCCCCGGGCCCCCUCCACCGCGGGGUCCCGCUGCUCCGAGCCAGUCUCCCGGGGCCGAGGCGGCCCUUCCCUCACCCCUGAUGGGCAGGCAGGGCCCCCGGGGUCUCCCGGGCAUGAGCUGACAGCCUCAGUUUCCCCGUUCUUCUAGGCUGGGCCCCUGGCCUAGUGCCACCUUGUCUGGCCGGCCCCACCGGCUGAGGAAACGGUUGAUACGCACACGCCUCCCCGGGUUGGAAGAUGGGGCACGCAGGCCCGGCCACCGGGCGCUGAUCUGAGCGGAGAGGGGCUGCCUCGGGGUUCACCCCACCCGUCCGGGAGCCACUGCCCUGUGUGGGCUCCUGCCCCCGCCGGGAUGGGGCAGGGGACGGGGGCGCCAGAGCUGAGCAGGCCCUCCCCCCCUUCAGGUCCCUCCUCCUAGCCUCACAAUGCAGCCCACUGCCACCGUUGCCACGGCUGCCCCCAGCGCUGCCACCAUUGCCCUGACCGCAACAUGGGACAACUCUACCAGCCGCCCCACAGCGGAGCCCGACCACAUCCUGGACAGCCAUGUGCUGCGGCUGGUGGUCAUGUCGCUCCUCGUGGGGGGCACUCUCGUGGUGCUUUCAGGGGUGCUGCUCCUGUGUAAGCGCUGCUGGGAGGUCCACCGGCGCCUCAACAGAGCCACGGAGGAGACAGAGAAGGCUGCUGCCACCUACCUGGACAGUGGCACGCACCCUGCGCAAGACCCCGACUUCAGGGGGGAGGACCCCGAGGGCCAGGAUGCCGAGACGGAGGGCUUCCUGUCCACCAGCUCCAUGGGCCGUCGUGUGUCCUUCAACGAGGCAGCCCUGUUCGAGCAGAGCCGGAAAGCACAGGACAAGGGCCGCCGGUACACCCUGACUGAGGGGGACUUCCACCACCUGAAGAAUGCCCGUCUCACCCAUCUGCACCUGCCACCCCUCAAGAUCGUCACCAUCCACGAGUGUGACUCUGGGGAGGCCAGUGCAGUCACCACGCCACAUGCCAUGGCCACCCCCAAGGCCAGCCUCGCUAUAUUCCAGCCCCCGGGGAAGGCCCUCACCGGCCGCUCCGUGGGCCCCAGCUCCGCCCUGCCAGGUGACCCCUACAACUCGGCCGCAGGCCCUGCUGACUUCGAGAUCAGCCCCUCGGCAUCCAGCGCCUCUGGAGAAGGAACCUCGCUGGAUGCGGAGGCCAGGAGCCCAAAGCCUGGAGGGACAGCAGCUGCCGCAGGGCCCGGGGAGCCGGGCCCAGGCUCCGGGGCAGGCCCCGUCCUGCAGUUCUUCACCCGUCUGCGGCGCCAUGCCAGCCUGGAUGGGGCCAGCCCCUACUUCAAGGUCAAGAAGUGGAAAAUGGAGCCCAACCAGCGAGCAUCCAGUCUGGACACAAGAGGCUCUCCCAAGCGGCACCACUUCCAGCGUCAGCGGGCCGCCAGCGAGAGCACGGAGCAGGAGGAGGGGGGUGCCCCCGACGUGGACUUCAUCCAGUACAUCGCCAGCGCGGGUGGCACCGUGGUCUUCCCGCCCCCCAGCCCCUUUCUGACCAGCCCCACCAGCCCGUCCCCCGCUCUCGGCAGGCUAGAGGCGGCGGAGGAGGCUGGCGCCGCGGGAGGAGCGAGCCCCGAGUCUCCUGCGGAAUGCGGCGCUGGCGUGGGGCCUGAGCAGCAGACGGAGUCGGAUGGCGAGCGGGACGCGGGGCCCGAGCAGGCGCAGACCAUCUACCGUGACAUCUGGAGCCUGCGCGCCUCGCUGGAGCUGCACGCAGCCGCCGCCUCCGACCACAGCAGCAGCGGCAACGACCAUGACUCGGUGCGCAGCGGCGACAGCUCGGGCUCCGGCUCCGGGGGUGCCGCUCCCGCCUUCCCGCCGCCCUCGCCACCACCCACGCCCCGGCCCACGGACAGCGAGGCGGGCGGGCCGCGCAAGCUGCUGCAGAUGGACAGCGGCUACGCCAGCAUUGAGGGCCGCGGCGCCGGCGAGGACGGGCCGCCCAGCGCCUCGGAGAAGCGCUCCUCCUUCACGAGCGCGGGCCGCGCACCCACCGUGGGCGGCAGCUUCGAGGGCGCCCCGGACGAGGCCUCCGCUGAGAUGCCUGUGCGACCCCGCAGCCCGCGCGCCUGGCCCCGCCGCGCGCCGCGCCGCGACUACAGCAUCGACGAGAAGACAGACGCGCUUUUCCACGAGUUUCUGCGCCACGACCCGCACUUCGACGACGCGCUGCCCGCCGGCGUGCGCCAUCGCGUGCGCGCCCAUGCCCACCCACACGCGCGCAAGCAGUGGCAGCGCGGCCGGCAGCACAGCGACCCCGGCGCGCGAGCCGCGACCCCUGGCACCGACCCCCGACCCCCCCGCGCGCCCCUGCGCCGCGGCGACAGUGUCGACUGCCCGGCCGAUGGGCGCGCGGGAGACCCCCCGGCCGUGCCUGCGGGCGCCCCUAUCCCGGCCAUAGAGGAGGAGCCGGGCGGCGGCUGUCCCGGCUCUGGCCUGUGCGCCGCGCCCCCACCAGUGCUGCUGGGCAAGCUGGUGGCCGGCCUCGACGGCGGACUCUUCGCGCCGCGCCUCGAGCAGCCCGCUGCCCCUGUGCUGGCCACGGCCGCGCCCACGUCCCCUGACCACAGCCCGGCUUAGGGCGCCCAGGGCCCAGCCCCCCACAGCGGCCUCGAGGGUGGCGCCCAGAAGCGGGACGCGAACGCUGGGUGUACCCGGGGCUUGCGGCUGCGCCAGGCGCUUGUGCGAAGCCCUGUGUCCGGCCGCAAGUCCGAGAGGUGCGCUGGGUCUGCGUGCGCGGGAGCCUCCACCAGAGCGCAUGCGCCAAGCCCGCCAGGGCCGGGAUCGCCGGGCCCCAGGGGUCGGUAGCGAGCGCGCUGGACCGGGUGACCGGGGCCACCAACUCUCGAAGCCGUUUACCUCACCGCGGCGUGUGCUCGCGGCAGUCCGCGCCCCUCCGAGCAAUAACCACCCCUCCGCCCCUGCAUGUGAGCGUGCCGCCCGCCCCACUGCCUCGCCGUGCGAAGAGCCCGCGCUUCCUCAGUGUUGAGACUUGACAAAACCAAUGGCCAAGUUCUCACGUUUCCCAAGCUUUAUUUAUUGCCAAAAACGCGGGGCCGCCCCGCCCUGCCAAGCUGUGUGCUGUCUGCGUCCUGCCCAGUGACGGAGCCCCUGGCUGUGUUUUCCGGUUGACUAUAAAUAUUUACUGCA